This is a messenger RNA of Hyalella azteca, 1163 nucleotides long. RefSeq lists its product as uncharacterized. The coding region runs from base 75 to 1055 and encodes 326 amino acids. The record is from RefSeq and is a predicted model, not a curated record. Gene Ontology annotation, biological process: DNA integration. The transcript has a single exon. Gene Ontology annotation, molecular function: nucleic acid binding. NCBI's taxonomy places the organism in Eukaryota, Metazoa, Arthropoda, Malacostraca, Amphipoda, Hyalellidae.
GUCAAAUUGUGGAUUUCAAUUUAUCAUCGGACAGAUUUGAGACAGUGCACCUAGAUAUUGUAGGUCCGCUGCCGAUGGUCAAAGUUGCCGGAGAUCCGUAUUUCAAACCACAACGAUAUUUACUCACCUGUAUCGACAGAUCCACCAGAUGGAUUGAGGCCACGCCUUUACCUGACAUCACCGCCACAACCAUUGCUUCAGCCUUCAUCGAAACUUGGAUUUCCCGUUUUGGAGUACCUCUCCGUGUAGUCACGGACAGGGGUGCCCAGUUCGAAGCAGAACUCUUCGCUGAACUGGCAAAACUUGUAGGUUUCCAUCGUCUCAGAACAACAGCUUAUCACCCUCAAGCUAAUGGGAUGAUUGAACGGGCGCACCGAACCAUCAAAACAGCAAUGAUGGCCCGUAAAGAAGCUUGGCUUCAAGCACUACCAAUCGUCCUGCUUGGAAUACGCAGCUUGCCAAACGAGUCUGGAUUCUCUCCUUUUACCGCAGUUACAGGAGCUAACCUCCUGCUACCACGUCCACUAAUAACAGAAACCAACGAGGACUGCUCCAAAGAAACGACAACCAAACUCCAAGAAUUGAUGAGAUCAAUCGAUUUUCAGAGUUUAUCUGAAGGUCGUAGUCACACCUCUACAAAAUCAUACAUCCCCAAAGAUCUGCAAACCUGCACACACGUGUGGCUGCGCAUAGAUCGAGUAAGGAAGCCCCUCGAAGCACCAUACACCGGACCUCACCUUGUAGUGAAGAGAACUCCCAAAUAUUUUAUCAUUAAAACGGGCUCACUUGAACAAACGGUAUCCAUAGACCGACUCAAACCAGCGUAUUGUCAAGCACCUCAAGAUUCAAAGCUGAAACAAAACCCUUCAGUUGACCUGCCGAAGAAAACGGAGCAACCAUCAGCCUACCACCCGCCAGUGACCGAUACAGCUUCAGAACCAGAAAACCCGGAGCAGCCCGCUCCAGGAACCACUGCAGCUGACCCACCACAGCGAACAACCCGCUCGGGUCGUCGAGUCAAUUUCCGCCCUAAAGCCGAUUUUAUAUAUUAUUGAUCAUUAUGUCUCCGACAUCUGGCGGGGUACUACUGUAGUGUUAAGACAUUUUGCGACUUUCAUUUUGUAAUAAAAUUAUGAUUUACCUUUACCUUGGCAACACCGGUA